Molecule: messenger RNA, 1613 nt
Organism: Alnus glutinosa
Lineage: Eukaryota; Viridiplantae; Streptophyta; Magnoliopsida; Fagales; Betulaceae
Product: sucrose-phosphatase 2-like
Exons: 9
Coding region: 168-1448 (426 amino acids)
Biological process (GO): sucrose biosynthetic process
Molecular function (GO): sucrose-phosphate phosphatase activity; magnesium ion binding
Source: RefSeq, a predicted model, not a curated record
CAUCCAAAUAUUGAUGCCAUGGUGAUAGAUGCUACAAGAGUUGUGCUGGGGUUUCUUGAGCGUCUUUUCUAUGUACUUCGGAGGUGGACGAAGUAGGUGGUCUGCUUUUGGGAUAAUUGGUGGUUUAACAUGGUAUCAAAGCAAAGAGUUUAGCAGAUAGGAGACUUAUGGAUCGCCUUAGUGGUUCUGCCCAUCUCAUGAUAGUUUCUGACCUUGAUUCUACAAUGGUUGAUCAUAAUGAUAAAGAGAACCUCUCUCUUCUUAGAUUUAAUGCACUAUGGGAAGCUUAUUACCGUCAUGAUUCGUUGCUUGUAUUUUCAACGGGAAGGUCCCCUACAAGUUACAAAAGGUUGAGGAAUGGGAAACCUUUGUUGACCCCUGAUAUAACUAUAAUGUCUGUGGGAACUGAGAUUACAUAUGGUGAAUCAAUGGUACCAGAUACUAACUGGACACAAUAUCUGAACCAGAAGUGGAACAGAGACAUAGUCAUACAGGAGACAGCCAAAUUUCCUCAACUUACUCCUCAGUCAGAAACUGAGCAACGACCUCACAAAGUUAGCUUUUUUGUGGAGGAGGCCUUGGAAAUAAUGGAUGUUCUAUCUGAACGUUUGGAGAAACGUGGUUUAGAUGUCAAAAUAAUUUAUAGCAGUGGGAAUCGUGGGAUUGCAUUGGACAUAUUACCACAAGGUGCUGGCAAAGGACAAGCUCUUGCAUAUUUGCUUAAAAAUUUCAAAGUUGAUGGAAAAGUUCCGAUAAAUACUCUUGUUUGUGGUGACUCCGGAAAUGAUGCUGAACUGUUCAGCGUUCCUGAAGUCUAUGGUGUGAUGGUUAGCAACUCGCAGGAAGAAUUGUUGCAGUGGUAUACACAAAAUGCAAAGAACAAUCCUAAUAUAAUUCAUGCCACUGAGAGAUGCGCGGCUGGGAUCAUACAAGCCGUUGGUAAUUUUUGUCUGGGUCCAAAUGUGUCUCCUAGAGAUAUUAGAGACUCCCAGAAAUGCAAAGUGGACAUCUUCAGUCCUGGUCAUGAAGUGGUGAAGUUUUAUUUCUUUUAUGAGAGAUGGCGACGUGCAGAAGUCGUUACAUCUGAGCAGUAUGUGCAAAAUCUAAAGUCAGUCUUUUGUCCAUUGGGUAUCUUUGUCCAUCCCUCAGGAGUUGAGCAACCUUUCCACCAGUGUAUAGAUUCUAUGACAAAGUUGUAUGGGGACAAGCAGGGGCACCGAUUUCGAAUAUGGUUAGAUCGAGUAUCUUCGGCACAAAUUGGUUCAGACACAUGGUUGGUGAAGUUUGAUAAGUGGGAAUUAUCUGGGGAUGAGCUGCACUGCUGUGUGACCACAGUCUUAUUGAGCUUAAAGCAGGCUGAGGUACCAGACGGGUUCACCUGGGUUCACAUGCACCAGACACGGCUGGAUGGUUCAAGAUCAAGAGACCAGACAGUCUUUUGUUUCUAGGUUUCCAACUAGGUCAGCUUUAUUGUCUGGACCCAAUAUUUUUCUCUUCAUAACACGUAUGUAAUAGUUUUCUGCAUCUAGGGCACGGCUGUUUGUUAGUUAUACCUGUUAACUAUGCUGGAUACAUCAAUAAAAUCAUCUGAUCUGCCACUGGUUUCUCAAUAA